Molecule: messenger RNA, 2746 nt
Organism: Linum trigynum
Lineage: Eukaryota; Viridiplantae; Streptophyta; Magnoliopsida; Malpighiales; Linaceae
Source: the annotation of a GenBank genome assembly
UCAACCAUUCUCAUUUAAAUACAUAUUAUUUUUCAUACCUGAUUAAUUAUUAUAUCUAAUAGAUAAUUUUAUCUCCCGAACACCCUCCGCCCUCCGCCCCUGGAUAUGGUAUAUUGUUAGCACAUUAUUUUUGUUAUCAAAUUUUAUGGUAAUCGCAAUUGGGGUUCGAUAAGUGUUGAUGGGUGAGACGUCUUAUAAUAUGAGUGAAGCCCUUCUGCAAGACUUCUGAUAAUUGUUUUCUACUUCAAUUCGACUAUUUAUUGAUUGCCACGAUUUCUCAAUUCCUCUUAAUUGUUUAUCUUUGGAAAAAAAGUUAUCGGUAUCAUACGAUAACCUAGUCAUAUACCCGGUUUACAAAGAAAAAGAAAUGCAACCUCUUGGCCUUAGCAAUUAGCAUCAUAUGCUUGGUGACGCCGAUGUUAUACUCCUCUCCACUUCACUACGGAGCAUACCAUGACAAAUAUAAGGAAACCGUUUUGUGUUGUUGUAAUUGUAAACGAAGAUAAGCUAAGAAUACCAUAUGCAUAGACAAGAAGACAAGGAAACCGUUCCCACCGAAUCUAGGCUAGAGAGGCAGAGACAAGUGCACCUAAGUAUCAUCUAAAGGAUAAUACCUUAAAAUUAAAAGGCUUUAAACUUGUCGUAUAAUUCUUGAUGUGAAAAUGAAAAGAAUUUCCGAUCUUAAAUACACUUUGCUCUAAUAAACUCGUAACAGACUUCAUUAACUAGAAAACUGAAAUACCGUCAAUUAGUAACAUUUUAGACAAAUCAUAUUGGAAAAAUAAUAAAAGGAUCUAUAAUUCAUAAAUAAGAAAUCAGAUUUAACUGACAUGACACUCUUUUAAAAGAAAUUAAAGAGUUCUUAUAAGAAUUCUGAAGUUAAACGUGUUUACUGUGAAAUACUACAAUAAUGACUGAACUUAUGAAAAAUCACCUUUAAUUUAUAUGCACCCAAGAAAAAAUUCACAAAACACUAGAUUCGAAGUGAACAAUAUUUUCUCUUGAGAAAAAAUUUACCAUCCAACUUAGUGAUUAUUUAUUUAUUUAUUCGUUAUGCUCAUUAACCCCAAAGUACAUAUCAAGUCCACGUCAACUGAAGGGCCCCAUCUCCACAGCCUCCCAGAAACUGAUCGUCUAUUAACAAGUUACGGCUACCAAUUUGUAUAAAGACUUGCCAAAAUCAAACAACCUUGGAUUCUCAAAAACCAAACAUAAUAACAAAAUAAUUAUUGUUUCGCAAGUUCUCAUCGCGGCGACACGACGUUCCAAGAGAUAUGGAACAGCCACCGGAGAUCCAAGUUAAAGUUUUGGGUGAUGAUGAAGAGUCGCCUGCCGGAAUUAACAGCGUGACGAUGAUAAAGCAGAGCAGCCGGAAGGUUUACUGGCGGUGGCUCAAAAUCGCACUCUACACGUUAAGCGUCCUGUUGGGCCAAUCCGCCGCGCUUCUCCUCGGCAGGCUCUACUUCCUCAAGGGAGGCAACAGCAAAUGGCUGUCAUCAGUCGUCCAAGUCAUCGGCUUCCCAAUUCUCAUCCCAUUCUACCUCCUCACAACAACAACAACAACAACCGCCGCUGGCGGCGGCAACAAUCAACCACUUCCGUCUCCCUACACGCUCGGCGCAAUCUACGCAUCCCGCGGCCUGCUCGUCGGAAUCUGCACCUUCCUCUUCUCCGUGGGGCUUCAGUACCUCCCCGUCUCCACUUACACGCUCCUCUGCGCUUCCGUACUAGCAUUCAACUCCUUCUUCUCCUACUUCAUCAACGGCCAGAAAUUCACCCCUUUCAUCGUCAAUUCCCUCGUCUUGCUCACGAUUUCCUCCGUCCUGCUCGUAUUUAACAACGACGACGACAACGAGGAAUCUGCUUCCUCAUCGGCUCCGAACAGGGGAAACUACGUUGUCGGAUUCCUCUGUACAUUGGCAGGAUCGGCUCUGUUCGGCCUGCUGUUGUCCGCCACGCAGUUUGUGUUCGUUAAGGUUAUCAAGCGGCAAACUUUUAAGCAUAUGAUGGACAUGGUAAUCUACGAGAACGUGGUUGCCUGCGGUGUUACUGUUGUGGGACUUUUUGCUAGCGGGGAGUGGAAGGAGCUGGGCAGGGAGAUGGAUGGCUAUGAACUGGGAACGGCAUCGUAUUUGAUGACGUUGAUUUGGGUUGCUGUGUUCUGGCAGAUGUAUGCUCUGGGAGCUAUGGGCUUGAUAUUUGAGGUGUCUGCUCUGUUCUCGAAUUCGAUUAGUGUUGUGGGGCUGCCGAUUGUGCCGGUUGCGGCGGUGUUCUGUUUUCGUGACAGGAUGAGCGGGGUGAAAGGGGUUUCUAUGGCUUUGGCGAUAUGGGGAUUCGUUUCGUAUAUGUAUCAGUGUUAUUUGGAUGAUCGGAACUCCAAAGUUGUCACUAAGUCAAUUGAUGAGACCUCUCCUCGGAUGAGUUCAUAAUGAAGAUCUCUAAGAGUGUUUUAUUUGUAACUAAUUGAGGUACGUACUUACCCUACUACAGGUGUAAGUUUCGCAACAAGAAAUUUGAAGGGUUUAUUUCUUUCUAAAGAAACACUAAUUCAUAGAUGAAUCGUGAGUUCGAGUUGUAUGACGUUCUAUGUGAAGUGGAGCCGAAAAUUCCAUCUGAUGUAUUAUUGAUGAAAGGGAUUUAUACAGGGUACUAGAUACAAUAGGUAAACAGAAAGAGCUAACCCUAAGCAGAAGUGUGUGCAACUAACUGCUGAAUAUCAACAACAUAAUACAAGUAGUGGAGAAAC